Alosa alosa (allis shad) is the source of this 3951-nucleotide messenger RNA. RefSeq names its product dolichol kinase (gene dolk). The record is from RefSeq and is a predicted model, not a curated record. The coding region runs from base 378 to 1958 and encodes 526 amino acids. Gene Ontology annotation, cellular component: endoplasmic reticulum membrane. Gene Ontology annotation, biological process: dolichyl monophosphate biosynthetic process. The transcript has 3 exons. NCBI's taxonomy places the organism in Eukaryota, Metazoa, Chordata, Actinopteri, Clupeiformes, Clupeidae. Gene Ontology annotation, molecular function: dolichol kinase activity.
AAUAUGGCUACCUCCGUGCGGAUGUGAGUUCGCCAGCUGAUCGAGAGAAAUAUUAGUUAGCUUGAAUGGACAGUAGAUAACAUAAUCCUGCCGUUAACUGAAUUAGUGAAUUUAUGUAUUUGGCACCCCUGCGUGUUGGCGCUCACUGUGUCAAAGUGCAGUCUGACUAGAGGUCGCAGCAGUCGCAGGGGCCAUUAAACUUUCGCAAAUGUGACUUGGGUCCUGGCAUGUCCUUGUGUGAAAAUUUGAUGACAGCACACCUCUCUUUCUCCGAGUUGGCGUUAAACUCCAGCUCCUUUCUCUCUAUAGCUUUCUAGUUCUCUUUCUCUCUUCCUCUUCCUCUUUCUCUUCCUCUCUCUCCCCCUGCCUCCUGAGCCAUGCAGACCAAUCCAGUGCUGGUAGAGUCGGCUGUGGUGUUCGCCAUGGUGCUGUUCGUGCAUACCGCCGUGUGGACACCGCUGUCGUGGUGCUGCAUCGCCCUGGCCAUCCAGGCCUUCUACGUCCAGCACAAGUGGGACCGGCUCCUGCGGUCCGGCGCGGCCGUCUUCCAGUUCCGCUCGGGCGCCAGCAGCGGCGUCCUGCCGGCCAGCAUGGUCAUGCCCCUGCUGGGCCUAGCCCUGCGCGGCCGCUGCAUCGAGGCCGGUAACGUGCACAUGGAGCGCUUCGCCCUGGUGGUGGCGGUGACGGGCAUGAUGCUGGCGCUGUUCGUCUCGCUGAUCGCGCUGGGCGUCACGCGGCCCGUACCCACCAACACGUGUGUGGUGGCCGGCAUAGCCAGCAGCGCCAUCCUCUACUGCACCAAGCACACACUGACCGUCUCGGAGGUGAUCGAGGUGCUGGAGGUGCUGCUGAUCUUCGUCUACCUGAGCCUGAUCCUGCUCUACCUGCUGCCGCGCUGCUUCACGCCGGGCGAGGCGCUGCUGGUCAUCGCCGCCCUCAGCGUCAUCAUCAACCAGCUCAUCAAGCGGUCACUGAGCACGGCCGGCGAGACGCGCGCCGAACCCCUGCAGUACUACCUGCCGGUGGUGGUGGUGGGCUGCCUGAUGCUGGGGGUCAUCUUCGCCCUGCUCUUCCUCUUCCUGGAGGCCGGCUCGUGGGCCGGCUCCCUCUUCUUCCACGUGCUGACGGCCGUGCUGGGCCUGGGGCUGCUGCUGCCCUGGCUCUCGCUGCUGACCAACACGCACCCCAUCGCCUGGGUCAUCUACUUUCUGGCGGUGGACAGCCGGCGGCCGUGGCUGCUGGGCUACUGGGCGUUGUUGGCGCUGGCCGCUGUCGCCGUGGUGAUGCACCAGAACCGGCGCCAGCGGCGCUCGUCGGGUGGCAAGAAGGAGCAUGCGUCCACGGCUGUGCGCAAGGCCUUCCAUGUGUUCACGGUGCUGACCUUCGUGCCGGGGCUGGUGCUGGACCGGCCGCUGCUGCACCUUGCCUCGGCCGGCUGCCUGGGCGCCUUCCUCUUCCUGGAGUUUGUGCGCUUCUUCCGGAUCCUUCCGCUUGGGCCGCACCUGCGCCGGAUGCUCACGCACUUCCUGGACGAGCGGGACAGCGGGCCACUGGUGCUCACCCACAUCUACCUGCUGGUCGGGGUGUCCCUGCCCCUGUGGCUGACCCCGGGGCCCUGCGUGCCCAAGAGCGGCCUGCCCGGCGCCGGCGGCCUGCUCCCCUACGCCGGCGUGCUCUCGGUGGGCGUGGGCGACGCCGUGGCCUCCGUGUUCGGCAGCUCGGUCGGGGAGAUCCGCUGGCCCGGCACCAAAAAGACCAUGGAGGGCACGGCCACUUCGGUCUUCGCCCAAGUCAUUGCCGUGGCCAUCUUCCUGCUGGCCGACGGCAGCCUGAACCUGAAUGCCAGCUACUCGUGGGUGGUGGGCUCCAUCACCACAGUGGCCAUGCUAGAGGCCUACACGUCACAGAUUGACAACCUGCUGCUGCCACUGUAUCUGCACAUACUGUUGCUGCUAUGAGAGCACACAAGCACAAAGACACACUGACACACACACACACAUACACCCAUAAUCAUACAAUUGUAAAGCCAUACUUCAUCCUACACCCAUUGUCAUUUCUACACACAGAGACAUUGAGACAACCUGGACAGUCAAGGACAGUCACUGACACACAGACACACACACACACACACACACACACACAGAACUCUCCCUGUUGGGGUGUUUCAAGGGCUGUGCUGUCAAGCAAGAGCAGGCAGCAGCUGGGCAGUCAAGAAGAGGACGACAAAUCAACUCUAAUGAUCUUUUGCUCUAAUUUAUCACACUAUCCAUUAUUCAUCUCUGGCCUGCUGACAGAGACUGAUGACAACAGGGCUAUGGUAUGAGGACUGAAAUAGCUCUUUCAUCUCCAUAAUCCCUUAUUAUCACUCACAUCACACUACAGCUGUACAAACAUAUGCAUUCAUCCGCCCUGGUGACCUCACACCUUCAUUUCGAAUGCAAGCCCAGCGUUUACAUUUGCCUACGAAGAACACUGGACUGUUGACUACCUGCUUGUUUAUUUCUGUCUGUUUUUGUUUUUGUUUCAGUUGAAAUACUACUUUUAUCUGAUUAAUACUAAUCAUACCAUUAUCUAAUUAUGUAAUGAACUCAAAACUCGUCCUGCCUUUUUCUAGUAUCAGUUUCAACAGACUAAACAACAGGUUUGCCUUAGAGUCUGUUUUUUUUUUAUCUGUAUCAUGGGCAGAACUCAUUUCAGCACCUUUGCCUCCAAAUGUACCAGCAGUUGGCAGCUCUCUGGUGUUGGUGAUUUUAGCCUUGUGUAAUUACUACUGUAGAUAACCUGCAUGUUUCAUAGACAUUAGAUGGUACUAGUUGUGAAGUUGAGAGAACAUAAGCCAACCCAAGGUAUGGUCAGAGUCCUCUGCAUAUAGUUGUUGGUUCUGUGUUUGUUGUUCGGUAGAUUGUUGAUGUAGGGGGGGUAAUAGUGUGGAUGGAAGAAAAGGCUGAUCCCAAACCAGUAUGAAAAACCACAGAAAUGGGGCGGGCGGGAUUUCCAGGCAGUGCCUGUCCCCCUGUUGACCUCAGUGGUCAGACUGAACAAUGUCCCUGUUCAGCAGUGGUUCUCUGGCCACAAAAACCAACCCACACCGUCUCAGAGUUACUAAUGUAAACAGACGAAACUUAUCAUGCCGGUGUGUGUGUGUGUGUGUGUGUGUGUGUGUGUGUGUGUGUGGCGAACCACAUCAGUGUGCUGUGCAUUCUGGGAUAUUUUGUCACUGUAAAAACAAAGAUGUUGAAGUGUUUUUGUAUUAUUAUUAUUAUUAUUAUUAUUAUUAUUUAAAGACUGGAAAUGAUCCCAAAUGACUGCAGUGUUUUGUGUAGAUGAAAAUUAAAAUAGUACCCUUGUUUCGAUUUAGUUUCGUGAACAAUCACCUACUCCCUUUUAUCCUUUACCACAAGCCUCCCUUGAUUUGACCCUGAGGAAUGACACAAUCAUGAGGUCUGUGAAAAGUUUGGAGUUUUCUUUUUGAAUGAAUUGACAUGACUAUCUUGGCUCCUUCUCUCCACCCAUAAUGUUUGAUUUCUACAUUUCCCUGACACAAGCAUUCACUGUCUCAUGCUACUUCUCCACCUCAGUGUGGUUGUGGCUGAGUGCUAUAAAAAUAAUUGGGGCUGGAGGCAUUUGUUAAAAAGAGCUCUGUUGCCGUUAUCAACUGUAACCAAGCAACAGGGCUCUCCGCAUCCUCCACUUCGGCAGGUAGCAAUAUUUCAGCCCCCUUUUUCAGCAUUUCGCUCCUGACACCAGCUAUGCCCACUUUCUGCCAAUUACCACCUAUUUCCGUGACAAACCAGGCAUGCCAUUAUGUCCCCUCUAUGGAGAGAGGUGGACAGUAAUUAUGGGAUGUGAAUGCUCUCAGCAUGCAGUACUUUGAUGUACUCCAAUGUAAUAAUACAAAGCUCUGCCUCAUGUCUGGGUAAGCAGGCAUGCCGAAUAAAGGAUAAAAAUAUU